Molecule: messenger RNA, 1681 nt
Organism: Nomia melanderi (Alkali bee)
Lineage: Eukaryota; Metazoa; Arthropoda; Insecta; Hymenoptera; Halictidae
Cellular component (GO): nucleus
Source: RefSeq, a predicted model, not a curated record
AUUUUGCAACAGAUGGCACCAGUAAAUAAGGCCAAAAUUGAAGUUCGUCGUUUAUGUUUGUGUCCAUAGAUUCUUAAAUCUGCAUUGCUGUUUACGUACUUAUUUAACGGUUAACGGUGUCGUCAUUCAAAACAAUAGAUAAUAAUAACAUUGCGUAAAUAAAUACAAGUACUGUCAACUUAUUGUUGAGGUUAUGAUUUGUAUGCAUACGUCAUACUAAAAUUGUGCUUCCAUAUAAAUGAGAAGUAUUUUUGUUCGUAAAGAUGAGUCUUGUUGCCUAUGGCUGCAGUGAUGAAAGUUCGGACGAAGAAGGAAAUAAUUGUGAUGCCGAUAACGUUUGCAAACCCUCAAAUGAAAUUGUAAUUGCACAAACAAAGAACAAAUUAAGUUUAUCUGCAUCGAAACUUGACGAAUUCGUAGAAGAGAUUCAUGUAAAAAAUGUUGCUAAUACGGAAGAAAAAAUACACUUUGAUCAAUUACCUAAACCAAAAAGGAUAAUAUCAGAAACAGAAGAUAUUAUGGAAGAUGAUGACAUUCCUCUAAAAAAAGAAAUCCAAUUGGGAUCUGAGAAACCUGCGAAAAAGAACCGUGUACCAGUUAAAAUAACAGUUCCUUCUUUAUCUGAGUUCAAAGAUGUUGAAAAAGAAAAUGAAACAAGGGCCAAUAGAGUUAAACCUUCUAAUAAAGGUACUAAACUUUUUGCACUUUUACCACCACCAAAAACAAUGGAGAUUAAAACUAUUAAUAAUUUAGUCCCAAGGGUUGUUAAUAAGACAGUUGUAAAAACAAAUCAAAUGAAAACUUCAUUGGGUACAGAUAUAAAGGAUUCAGAUAUAAAUAAAACUACAAAAUCUACUGCAAAAUCUACUGCGAAAAGUUCCAUAGAAAUAGCUUAUGAUUCAAACUCUGAAGAUGAAGAUGAUAGAAACACUAUUGGUGGUAAUAAUUCUACAGAUUUCUUUGCUCUGUCAAAAACGGAUACUCCUGUUGUAUCUAACUCCUUAAUGAGUGAGUUAUGCUUGAAAGAAGAAUUAAAUACAUCUGAGUCUAUGGUUAAAAAUCAGUUGGAUAGUGAUAGCUGUAUUAAUAAUGACUUACCUAAUAAUUCUACUAAAACUGUAGAAGAAACUGAUAUCAUUGUACCCGAAAAAACAUUAGUGAGUAAUGUUAUGAACUUAUCAAAAGAAGAGAUAUUACGUAAGAAUAAGGCAGAGGUAGGCCCAAAAUUGCCUAUACCUGAACAAGAAUAUAAUAUUGAUACAGAGGGUAAUGUAGCUUUUGAUGAAAAAGCAAUUGAAUACCUUUGUGGGAAACGAGGUAUAAAAAGGAAAAAUAAAGAAAUUGAUGAAGCAAAUGUUAUUGAAAUUAAUGGUGAAGAUAUCAAACCAGAUGAACGAGAAUGGUUAGUGAAAGCGUUAACAGAAGAGCCUGUACAAAGACCUGUUUCUAUGAUGGGUGGAGUAAAUUCACAAUCUAAAAAGAAACAUCAAAUCACAUACUUAGCGCAUCAAGCUAAAGCUAUGGAAAUGGAAUUAAAGAAUCAAUGGGCACAAAAUAGGAUGACUAGAAAACAGACACAAUCAAAAUAUGGUUUUUAAAUAAAAUUUAUUUGUAUAAAAGCUAUAAAUAUAAUAUUGUUGUUUAUUAUUGUACAAAAAUGAAAUAACUUACAAAGAAAACA